GUUCCAGUUGAACACAGAAGCUGAUCUCGAAAGCUCCACCAAACCCAACAACCAUGAAGUGCUUCGCCGCAAUCGUCCUUUUCGCUCUCUUCGCCAUUGCUUUCGCCGAAGAGAAACCCGCUGAAGCCGAAAAACUCGAGCCCGUGGCGGCGAUCGCUGCUGCAGAUACGCCUAGAGACAAGAGGGGCGUCCUGUUGAGCUAUACUGCACCAAUCUCGUACACCGCCUAUUCUCCGUACACGUAUGCCCUCCCAUACGCUUACCGCAGCUACCCUUACUACUACAACAACUACUACGUCUAAACGAUUGAUGCUGGAACCGAUACCGAGGAACCACUGCGAUGAAGAUUUAGGAAAUGAUCAUGGCAAUUGCGAGGAAUUCGACCGAUCCGCAUGGACUACUUCACCUUAAUUAAACGAAACUGGAGAACAAUAAUCGCAAACACUACAGUCGAGCAAAAUUUCCUGACCACCGUUAUAAUAAUAUCAAUGUCAUUUCCAAUGCAAAUACUUUUCGAUGUAAC
This is a messenger RNA of Nomia melanderi (Alkali bee), 523 nucleotides long. RefSeq lists its product as uncharacterized. The record is from RefSeq and is a predicted model, not a curated record. Lineage: Eukaryota; Metazoa; Arthropoda; Insecta; Hymenoptera; Halictidae.